This is a messenger RNA of Aspergillus lentulus, 1626 nucleotides long. RefSeq names its product Zn(II)2Cys6 transcription factor domain-containing protein. Lineage: Eukaryota; Fungi; Ascomycota; Eurotiomycetes; Eurotiales; Aspergillaceae. The record is from RefSeq and is a predicted model, not a curated record. Gene Ontology annotation, molecular function: DNA-binding transcription factor activity, RNA polymerase II-specific; zinc ion binding. Gene Ontology annotation, biological process: regulation of DNA-templated transcription.
AUGGGUAAAAGAAGAGUUAGGACCGGCUGCCAGACAUGCCGGAUUCGCAAGGUCAAAUGUGAUGAGGCCUAUCCGGCAUGCCGUCGGUGUCUUUCCACCGGUCGCACCUGCGAUGGAUACGGCAUCUGGGGUGGCGGAAGCUCCAGCAGGACUACGAAGCCUUUGGCUGUCACAGAGAACUCUGCAUUUGUCAUCAGACCAAUGUCGGAUUUUUGGCUGUCUGCUAGGACCAACAGUGAAGAGGACCGCUAUCUUCAGUGGUUCAAAGAGCGCACUGGGUCAAAGAUGUCCGGUUCAUUUUUCUCAGAAUUCUGGAGCGGCUUUGUCAUACAGGCCAGUAUGAGCGAGCCCGCCGUGCUGCACGCCGUCCUUGCCCUGAGUUCGGUCCAUCGGCAAGGCAUCCUGAAUGAUGGCGGUCUCAAGGCAGGGGACGAGGAAAGGGUAACGUUGACCCGGUACAGUAAAGCGAUCAAUCAUCUGCAGCCUCAUUUCAAGGCAAAGGACCGGACUGCCUUUCGAAUAGCUCUCAUUGUCUGCGUUUUGUUCAUUGCGUUAGAGCUGCUCAGAGGUCAUUUUGCAUCGGCGCAAAUCCACCUUCAACAGGGCUUAAACCUCCUCGAAGGGUCAUGUCUAUUGAAAAGAAAAGGCGACCUUCUUGUAGUGAAUAGUCAAGAGUAUGUUGAUGACUGGAUUGUGCAAGCACUGUCGAGGUUGCACAUUCAACUCGAGCUACUUAAGCAAGUCCACCGUGGUUCUUCCCUACGGCUGCAGAUCCCCUUCUUGGAAUGCAAAUCGUCGACAUUCCCCUCCGUGAAAGAGGCGUGGUCCUGGCUUCACCACCUGAUGGGAACAGUUUUUCAUUUGAAUGGAGAAGUUCGUGAACAAUUCUGUACAGGGAGCAGUUCCCGAGCAGAGCUGCUCAAACAUCAGCGAUCUCUCCAUGACGAUCUUACCCGGUGGCUGAACACUUACAAUACCACGAUCCAGACUAUGAAGGGCAGUAUGCGCAAAGACCAGGCGCAAAUCUACGGGCUGCUUCGUACAUAUCACACUAUGAUAACUAUCAUGGCGGCGACCUGUCUUUCGCCUGGCGACGAGAUGGUCUUCGACCAGCAUACCGACAAAUUCCAGGAAAUGAUUACCAUGCUGGCCCAGCUCUGGAAAUUCCUCUCGAUGUAUUCCGCUUUUGGCUCUCGGCCGACCCAGUUCUUCAUGUCGCGGUCGAUUGGAGAUCUGGGCUGGAUUGCUCCACUAUACUAUACCGCCAUCAAAUGUCGUGUGCACCGGUUUCGCCUGCACGCUAUCCGGCUCCUGGAAGGCAGCUUCCACAGGGAAGGAUUCUGGGACUCACAGAUCCUGGCAUUCGUGGCGCGAAAGGUGAUGGAAAUUGAGGAGGGCGACUUUUAUCUCCUUCUAGAUGCGGUGGAUGACUUUGAGCUGCAUUGCCCUCCAGGCCAGGAAGAUAUGCUGUUUCCGCCAUUGCCCGAAUCCUGCAGACUAUCUGAUGUGGAAGUGAGCCUGUUAGGCGAUCCUGUCAGUACAAUUUCAAUCCUUUGCAACCCGAGUCGCCACAGAACGGAUCGCAAAAUGUGUGUUGCAAGUUACGAGGUCGCCUUCGACCGAUGA